GGCAGCAGCCGCCGCCCCACAACCCGCUGCCCCUGGGGCCGUAGGGCCGCGCCGGCCCCGCGCCCAACCCAACGAUGCCCCAUCUCUGGCCGGCGCUCCGCCGCGUCCUCUGGGAAUACUGGGCAGCGCUCCUGGUCGGCGGCUUCUGGGGACAGAGCUCGCACGGGAUGCCGCAUGUCAUCCGGAUCGGAGGGAUCUUUGAGUACGCGGAUGGCCCCAACACCCAGGUGAUGAGUGCUGAGGAACAAGCCUUCCGAUUCUCCGCCAACAUUAUUAACAGGAACAGAACUUUGCUGCCUAACACAACCCUAACCUAUGACAUCCAGAGGAUACACUUCCACGACAGCUUUGAAGCAACUAAGAAAGCCUGUGACCAGCUCGCCCUGGGGGUCGUGGCCAUAUUCGGACCUUCCCAAGGCUCCUGCACCAACGCUGUCCAGUCCAUCUGCAACGCCCUGGAAGUGCCCCACAUACAGCUCCGAUGGAAGCACCACCCUCUGGAUAACAAGGACACUUUCUAUGUCAACCUGUACCCCGACUAUGCCUCCCUGAGCCACGCCAUCCUGGACCUGGUGCAGUACCUCAAGUGGAGGUCAGCCACGGUGGUGUACGACGACAGCACAGGCCUGAUCCGGCUGCAGGAGCUCAUCAUGGCCCCGUCCCGUUACAACAUCCGCCUGAAGAUCCGGCAGCUCCCACUGGACACGGACGACGCGCGGCCGCUGCUCAAGGAGAUGAAGCGGGGCCGGGAAUUCCGCAUCAUCUUCGACUGCAGCCACCUGAUGGCAGCUCAGAUCCUCAAGCAGGCCAUGGCGAUGGGAAUGAUGACAGAGUACUACCACUUCAUCUUCACCACCCUGGAUCUUUAUGCAUUAGACCUAGAACCAUAUCGCUACUCUGGGGUGAACCUGACCGGCUUCCGGAUCCUCAACGUGGAGAACCCCCACGUGUCCUCCAUCAUCGAGAAGUGGUCCAUGGAGCGGCUGCAGUCGGCGCCCAAGGCGGAGCUGGGGCUGCUGGAUGGAGUGAUGAUGACAGACGCUGCCCUGCUGUACGACGCCGUGCACGUGGUGUCCGUGUGCUACCAGCGCGCGCCGCAGAUGACGGUGAACUCCCUGCAGUGCCACCGGCACAAGGCCUGGAGGUUCGGCGGCCGCUUCAUGAACUUCAUCAAGGAGGCCCAGUGGGAAGGAUUAACGGGACGGAUCGUCUUUAAUAAAACCAGUGGUUUACGGACAGAUUUUGAUUUGGAUAUCAUCAGCCUCAAAGAAGACGGACUCGAAAAGGUGGGAGCCUGGAGCCCUUCCGACGGUUUGAACAUCACAGAGAUCUCCAGGGGACGAGGCCCCAACGUCACAGACUCGCUGAGCAACAGAUCCCUGAUUGUCACCACGGUCCUGGAGGAGCCCUUUGUGAUGUUCCGAAAGUCCGACACGGCCCUGUUCGGGAACGACCGCUUCGAGGGCUACUGCAUCGACCUGCUCAAGGAGCUGGCCAUCAUCCUGGGCUUCUCCUACGAGAUCCGCCUGGUGGAGGACGGGAAGUACGGGGCGCAGGACGAGAAGGGGCAGUGGAACGGGAUGAUCAAGGAGCUCAUCGACCACAAAGCUGACCUGGCCGUGGCUCCUCUCACCAUCACCCACGUGCGGGAGAAAGCCAUCGACUUCUCCAAGCCCUUCAUGACCCUGGGGGUCAGCAUCCUGUACAGGAAACCCAACGGGACCAACCCCAGCGUGUUCUCCUUCCUCAACCCCCUCUCCCCCGACAUCUGGAUGUACAUCCUGCUCGCCUACCUGGGGGUCAGCUGUGUGCUCUUUGUCAUAGCCAGGUUCAGCCCCUAUGAGUGGUACGAUGCCCAUCCCUGCAACCCGGGCUCGGACAUCGUGGAGAACAACUUCACCCUCCUCAACAGCUUCUGGUUUGGGAUGGGAGCACUGAUGCAGCAAGGCUCGGAGCUGAUGCCCAAGGCCCUGUCUACACGGAUCAUUGGUGGCAUAUGGUGGUUCUUCACCCUAAUUAUCAUCUCGUCCUACACGGCCAACCUUGCUGCCUUCCUGACGGUGGAGAGGAUGGAGUCCCCCAUCGACUCUGCAGAUGACUUGGCAAAGCAGACAAAAAUAGAGUACGGAGCAGUGAAGGAUGGAGCCACCAUGACCUUCUUCAAGAAAUCCAAAAUCUCCACGUUUGAAAAGAUGUGGGCUUUCAUGAGCAGCAAACCCACGGCGCUGGUCAAGAACAACGAGGAGGGGAUCCAGCGGACCCUGACGGCCGACUACGCCCUGCUGAUGGAGUCCACCACCAUCGAGUACAUCACCCAGAGGAACUGCAACCUCACCCAGAUCGGGGGGCUCAUCGACACCAAAGGCUACGGCAUUGGCACGCCCAUGGGGUCACCGUACAGGGACAAGAUCACCAUUGCCAUCCUCCAGCUCCAGGAGGAGGACAAGCUCCACGUCAUGAAGGAGAAGUGGUGGCGGGGGAAUGGCUGCCCUGAGGACGAGAACAAGGAGGCCAGUGCUCUGGGCAUCCAGAACAUCGGGGGGAUCUUCAUCGUGCUGGCAGCAGGCCUGGUGCUCUCCGUCUUCGUGGCCAUGGUGGAGUUCAUCUACAAGCUGCGCAAAACGGCGGAGCGAGAGCAGCGCUCCUUCUGCAGCGCCGUGGCCGACGAGAUCCGCCUGUCCCUGACCUGCCAGCGCCGAGUCAAGCACAAGCCCCAGCCCCCCGUGCUGGUGAAGACGGACGCCGUGAUCAACAUGCACACCUUCAACGACCGCCGGCUGCCCGGCAAGGACAACAUGAGCUGCAGCACCGGCCUGGCACCCGUGUUCCCCUAGGGAACGGGCACGGGGAGGGGGCGGGAGGGAAGGAACUGUGGCAGGCGAGGCUGGACGCACUCUUAACUAGGGAAGAGAGGAUUAAAAAACCAGAAAAAAAAAAAAAAGAAAAAAAAAAAGCCUGGUUUGUUCAUUUCAAGAACGAGGCCUUUGCAACCCAGCUGCAUCCACCACCACAGAGGAGCCACAGCUUCCAAGCACGGACAGCAACGUGGGUCUUGGGGCGUUUUGGUUUUGUUACUUUUCGUUUCUGGGGUUUUUUUUAAAGCUUCAAUCCUCCAGGCCUCAUGGAAUCCAACCACCACCCAGGAGUCUGAUGUUUACACACUGGAAACACGAGGAGGUGAAGCAGAAUGGAGUCAACCUGCCCCGGAGCGGGUGAGGAGGAGCCCCGAGCGCGGCUCCCGCAGCACGGCAAUAAAUAGGAACACUUGGUCAGGAAUGAGCACCUGUUCCACACCGACACUCACAGCACAUUUUGGAUACACUGUCUGGGAAAGGGAGAGGCACCUGGGAAGCACUGGGAUGGCCAAGGCUGUGCCUGCUCUUGAAGCAGCUCGUGGUGGCCCCUCACCCCGCGGCUGUCCUGGCUGUGGCCAUCCAGGGCUGGAUAUCCACGUGGGAGAAGGCAACACACGUUCCCCAGGUCAGCUGGGGAAGGAGAGCUGUCUGGAAGGGGUGACUGAGCCUGAACAGAGCCGAAUUCCUGGCCAGGGAAUACUGCAUCUUGGAGUGACACCACCCACACGCCCUGUGCCGAGCUCCAGGCCGAGCCCAGGGUGACCCCGUGAUCUCCAGCUCCUCCUCUGCUCUUCCCACGGAGCUCAGUCUCUCCACAGCAAGCGCAGGAAGCAGCUGAGCCCACGGGCUCUGGCAGUGGUGGGAGCAGAGCUGCUUCUGAGAGCUGAAAGCACCCAUUUCCAAGGAACUCAGCAGUGCUGAGCCACAGCUCCAGCCCGGGAGGGGACUGUGGGGCUGGUUCAGGACUGAACGCUCUCCACGGCAUCAUGGACCUGAAGGAGGAGUCCCU
Molecule: messenger RNA, 3864 nt
Organism: Neopelma chrysocephalum (saffron-crested tyrant-manakin)
Lineage: Eukaryota; Metazoa; Chordata; Aves; Passeriformes; Pipridae
Gene: GRIK3
Product: glutamate ionotropic receptor kainate type subunit 3
Exons: 16
Coding region: 75-2834 (919 amino acids)
Biological process (GO): monoatomic ion transport; modulation of chemical synaptic transmission; synaptic transmission, glutamatergic
Cellular component (GO): plasma membrane; postsynaptic membrane; presynaptic membrane
Molecular function (GO): kainate selective glutamate receptor activity; transmitter-gated monoatomic ion channel activity involved in regulation of postsynaptic membrane potential
Source: RefSeq, a predicted model, not a curated record